This is a messenger RNA of Stomoxys calcitrans (stable fly), 1802 nucleotides long. Its product is annotated as dihydrolipoyllysine-residue succinyltransferase component of 2-oxoglutarate dehydrogenase complex, mitochondrial. The record is from RefSeq and is a predicted model, not a curated record. Gene Ontology annotation, biological process: tricarboxylic acid cycle. Gene Ontology annotation, molecular function: dihydrolipoyllysine-residue succinyltransferase activity. The transcript is spliced from 7 exons. Gene Ontology annotation, cellular component: oxoglutarate dehydrogenase complex. The coding region runs from base 186 to 1625 and encodes 479 amino acids. Lineage: Eukaryota; Metazoa; Arthropoda; Insecta; Diptera; Muscidae.
CUAACUUUACGACGGUGCUGUUUCACUGUUUCGAAUCGGUGCUCAUGGGUCGCAUGUCAACGGUCUGAAGAAGAAGACCAGUGGAAGAAUUUUUCUGGACCCAACAUUUAUAGCAAAUUAAGUUUGACGAAAGUGAACGGCUUAAUUCCAUUGCAAAAAGAAAACGAACGAAAAACGCUUGAAAAAUGUCCGGUAUUAUAUCGCUAACUUCGCGGCGCUUACCGCGUAAUGUUCUUAGUCUAGGCAUGCAAGCGGCUCGCAGCCAAGAAGUUAAUACUGCCAACGCUGUACGCCAGUAUGCCAGAUUAGCUUCCAGGCAGAGCCAACUCUUGAGCCAGAUGGGUGAAUCACAAGCCACCGUCAGUGCCUGCAGGCCCUUGGUAGCAAGCCAAUGUUUCCAUACCAGUGUUAAUCUAUGGCAACUGGAAACUGUUAAGGUGCCACCAUUUGCUGACUCUGUGUCGGAAGGUGAUGUGAAAUUCACAGUCAAAGUUGGUGAUUAUGUUAAGGCGGAUCAAAACGUCAUGGAAAUUGAAACCGACAAGACCACAGUUGGUGUGCCAGCUCCCUUUGGUGGUAUUGUAAAGAAAAUUCUCGUAAGUGACGGCGACACCGUUAAAGCUGGUCAACCUUUGUUUGAAUUGGAGAAGGCUGAAGGUGGUGCUGCUGCCGCUGCUCCAGCUGCCGAAGCUCCUAAACCAGCUGCUGCUGCACCUCCUCCACCACCACCACCAACUCCAUCACAGCCAAAGCCUGCUGCACCAAAGCCAGCAGCUGCAGCUCCUCCACCACCACCUCGUCCCACACCACCACCACCAGUCAGACCACCACCUUCUGCCCAAAUUCCCGUGGCCAGCAUACGCCCCACGCCAGCACCACAAGUGAAAGUACCUCCAGCUGAUUACUCACGUCAAAUCACUGGUACUCGCACCGAGCAGCGUGUCAAAAUGAAUCGUAUGCGUCAAAAGAUUGCUGCCCGUUUGAAGGAAGCCCAAAAUGUUAACGCCAUGUUGACCACAUUCAAUGAAAUCGAUAUGAGUGGUGCCAUGGAAUUCCGUAAAGCUAAUUUGGAGGCUUUCCAAAAGAAAUAUGGUAUUAAAAUUGGUUUUAUGUCUAUCUUCACCAAAGCUGCCGCUUAUGCUUUGCAAGAUCAACCCGUUGUAAAUGCGGUUAUUGAUGAAGCUGAAAUCGUGUACCGUGAUUAUGUCGAUAUUUCUGUUGCUGUAGCCACGCCCAAGGGUUUGGUUGUGCCUGUAAUUCGAAAUGUUGAAGGCAUGAACUAUGCUGAUAUUGAAAUUGCCAUGGCCGCUUUGGGCGAAAAGGCACGCAAGGGUGCCAUUGCUGUUGAGGAUAUGGAUGGUGGUACCUUCACUAUUAGCAACGGUGGUGUGUUUGGCUCUCUCAUGGGUACACCUAUUAUUAAUCCACCACAAAGUGCUAUUUUGGGUAUGCAUGGCAUCUUCGAAAGGCCAGUUGCCGUUAAGGGACAGGUUGUCAUUCGGCCAAUGAUGUAUGUUGCUCUUACAUACGAUCACCGAUUGAUUGAUGGUCGUGAGGCCGUUAUGUUCUUGCGUAAAAUUAAGGCUGCCGUUGAAGAUCCUAGAAUUAUUUUAGCCGGCUUGUAAACCAUUGAAAACAAAACCUUGAACUAGAACAAGUUAAUAAAGGCAAUUUUCAAAUCAAAGGCAUAAAGCUUAUACUAACGCAACGGGAAUCCUUAAAAUUCACCAAACAUCUGAAUUAGAAGAAUCUAUACACUUUUUAUUUAAUAGAUAAAGGAAUAAACGUACAUAUUGUUGAAA